Messenger RNA from Lotus japonicus, 1986 nucleotides. RefSeq lists its product as uncharacterized. The coding region runs from base 391 to 1464 and encodes 357 amino acids. The transcript has a single exon. The record is from RefSeq and is a predicted model, not a curated record. NCBI's taxonomy places the organism in Eukaryota, Viridiplantae, Streptophyta, Magnoliopsida, Fabales, Fabaceae.
AAUUUUACUUAUUUGUAAUUAAGAUCUUUUAGGAUCUUAAUUAUUUUUUGUUAGGAACUUAUUUAUUUUCAAUUAGGAUCUUUUAUUUUCAAUUAGGAUCUUUUAGGAUAUUAUUUAUUUUACUAUUAGGAUAUUUUCUUUUCUUAUUUAAGCACUUGUAAGGCAUAGCCUAUUUCAGUUUUGAUUGAUAAUAAAAUUUAAGAGUUUUCUCUUCUUCUCUGGUGGAUUCCAGUGUAUUUUCUAGGGUUUUAGCGCUUGCUAAUUUCCUUUCUGGUGGAUUCCAGAAACCUUUUCCUUAGGAUUUGCGCUUGCAAUCCUAGUACGACUUCCGCUGUAUCAAGUGGUAUCAGAGCAGGCUUUCUCCUGUCUCUUUUCUUUGCUUGAUCAACCAUGGAAGAUCAACCAAUGACCAAAGCAGACCUGAAGGAUGUUACCGUGGCUCUUACCGCGGCCCUAACUGCUAUUACGCAACAUAUGACACAACAGAUGAUACAACAUAUGGCGACGUUCACGGCGGCUUUAACGGCGCAGAUCAACAAUACCAACAACGGUAACCGGGGACGAGACAGGAGAGGGAAACCACAUAGGUUUCCGGGCGACAACAACAACAAUCGUUCCGCUAUAUCUUUACCUUCCCAAUCUUUGCAUUCACCAUCCGUAUCUCAUCCUUAUUACCAAGUUCAGUACUCAACCUCUAAAACCACCGAAACUCCACACCCCCAACCUGCUACUCCAAACCUUAUCAAUCCUUACCCCAACAUAUCACCGACUGCAGAUCCAAUUUCCUUACCACAACCCCUACCAAAACCUACUUCAAAUUCAUGUCCCUCUACAAGACCUAUGUACGCAACUUCUUCGGAAUCUGAUUCUCAAAUUUCAUUUGCGCCAUCCUCUGUUGUUGGCCUGGAAGAUGAGGCAAAAACGUUGAUGGAUGAUUUGUGCAGCGAGAGCGCACCAACACCAACACACUGUUCUCUUUUAUCUAGAUCUGAUGACAUCUUAGAGGUUGUACCCCAUGUUAUAUCUGAGCCAGACACCUCUGUCAAUUUGGGCAUCGAAGCAGUGUUCACACCUUACAAUCUAACACUUAUGGUUGUGCCUCAGGUUCGAUAUGUCCUUGUUCCCAAGUUUGCACCCCAUUUGUUUGGUAAUAUGCCUGAGAAAAAGGAACUGCAAUCCAACUUGUCUAACUCGCAAUUCCGACAAUUUAUUCCAUGCCACUGGAAGUUGUUUCAAUCACGGCUAGUUCAUCCAGAAAUCACACUCCAUCAAUUUCAUGGUGUUUGGCGAAAACAAUUUGAUCCUGGCAUCAACAAGAUGGAUGCUAGUGUUUCAAAACAGGAGUCUCCACACUCUUUUCCAUGUGCUUUUAUUAGAUAUUCAACACUCACUCUCCUUGGUUUAAUUUGGAAGCCUUUUGAUCCUGGUAUUUUGAGGCAACUGAAGUCCUUUAUCGUGAUGUGAACUCGAGGUCGAGUUCUUUACAAGAAGAGGAGACUGAUGUAGGAGCUUUUUAAGAUAAUUUUAGUAUUUUAGUAAUUUUACUUAUUUGUAAUUAAGAUCUUUUAGGAUCUUAAUUAUUUUUUGUUAGGAACUUAUUUAUUUUCAAUUAGGAUCUUUUAUUUUCAAUUAGGAUCUUUUAGGAUAUUAUUUAUUUUACUAUUAGGAUAUUUUCUUUUCUUAUUUAAGCACUUGUAAGGCAUAGCCUAUUUCAGUUUUGAUUGAUAAUAAAAUUUAAGAGUUUUCUCUUCUUCUCUGGUGGAUUCCAGUGUAUUUUCUAGGGUUUUAGCGCUUGCUAAUUUCCUUUCUGGUGGAUUCCAGAAACCUUUUCCUUAGGAUUUGCGCUUGCAAUCCUAGUACGACUUCCGCUGUAUCAAUACUAAUGAAAAUUUUUACAAAUUUCAAGAUGAGUUGGGGAGUGCAUGUGUGGACUGCGGAGUAGAAGAAACAAAAGAGGAAAAUGGUCUAUCAUUGAUUAGUAUACUU